AUGUUUAAUAACUUUGCAGAUUCUCGUUAUUUUAGUUUACUUUUAUUUUUGAAAUUUUCACUUGCAUUUUCGAAUAAACCAUUAGAUCGUUUCAAUUCAUCAUCAUGCAUCAAUCAAUCCUAUCAUAUUCCGUUAUUUUCGUCAAAAUAUAUUCGAAUAAAUAUUGAUCAAAAUAAAUUGUUUCCAUCUACAAUCAACCAAUUACAUUUUCAAGCAUUUAUUGCAAAUGAUCGUGUGGCAAAGAUAGUUGAUGAGAAAGUGAAAAUUACUAGUAGAACAAGUAAGAUUUUUAUAAAAAAAGCCAUUCUAUAACCGAGUGACAGACUAAGUGGAUCAUAAAGAAUUUCUUAAGAUAAAUAUUCAUUGUAGAAUAGAAUUUUGAAUUACAAUUCGAGAAAUGAAGCAGCAAAUAAUUUGUUGAACUUUUACUACUCAGCGAUUUAAUCUUUGAAAAGUAAAGAUUUAUCUACGAUAAAAGUCUCUUGUUUUAUAGAGAAAACCAUGAAUAAUUAUGGAUACGUUAAUAAUUUCACAAUGUAUAUAAUUAUAGUUCAGGUUAAAUGAUGAUCAAAGGUAUUGAUCACAAUCCUUUCGAUCCUAUAUUGAUCAGAAAUUGCAUAAAUUAGCGAUGUCCUUCGAAGUUUAAUCAAAAUUCGGUUGAAGAGAAAAAGAAAGCAUGUAUUGAUUGCAGUCAUCAGAAAUCCUCUAUCUAAAGUAUUUCCUGUUAGUGCACACUGUUGUUUAACGAUUUUUUCGCACUUUCUUACGAAAUGGGAGUGAUCUUCUUUUCCCUUCGUCCGUCCUUCACCAUAAUAACUUGCAAACCUUGAUUGAUUUUAAUGAAACUUGAUAUAAAUGUUAAAAGAAUCAAAAGAGAGAGAGUGGUUUCGAUAAGCCAAAGGGGUUGAAAUUAAAGGUCAAACAUUAUUAUUACGUUUUAUAAGGGUGUCUUUUUUUAGCAUACCUGGACACAUGAUUAGACAUGCACCAAUACCAAUCAUUAUUGAAGAUAUUGUACAAUAUUACUGACUAUCCAAUAAUAGUGCGUCCCAAUACUAUUGUAUACCCGACAUAUAGGGACCAAUAUUAUUGAUCAUCCAAUAAUAUUGUACAGUAAUAUUGGAUAAUAUUGAGUUCCACAAUACUGAAUUCUAAAUUUUUAACCUUAAUAUUAUUUACCGUCAUAAAAACGUGAGGAAGCAUACCCCGAUCGGGAUUAGGCAUGCACCGAUUAAUGAUCGGUGUUAGGGCAUUCAGCAAAGUCGUUCCAGAUCAGCUAUAAAAAAGCAGCUAGAGCUGCCGAAUGUCUCAUUUUGAAGGAAAAUGUUUACUCUACCAAACUGAAGUGGAAAAAGACAUUUUAGUAUUAACUGUGACAGAAAUAUAAGUAUCCAAAACUGAGCAAAAUUGCGAAAAAAUACGCAGCUAUCGAUUAUUUUUCUACGAUUUUAGUGCGUUUUCGAUUUAUUAUAGUUUCUUUAUAUAUAAUCAUAAAAGUCUUCUAGCACUUCAGUUUGGUGGAGCAAACAUUUUCCUACAAAAUGAGAUAUUCGGGAGGUCUAAGCCCUUUUUUAUAACUGAUUCGCAACGACUUUGCUGAAUACCCUAAUAUUGAUUAUUAAUCGGUGCAUGCCUAAAUGGGUUAUAUUUUGAUGCAAAACGGGU
Messenger RNA from Didymodactylos carnosus, 1665 nucleotides. Lineage: Eukaryota; Metazoa; Rotifera; Eurotatoria; Philodinida; Philodinidae. The record is from the annotation of a GenBank genome assembly.